Messenger RNA from Cooperia oncophora, 120 nucleotides. Lineage: Eukaryota; Metazoa; Nematoda; Chromadorea; Rhabditida; Trichostrongylidae. The record is from the annotation of a GenBank genome assembly.
AUGGAAUCGGAUCGCUUGAUUUCUGAUAGUACUAUGUUAGCCACUAGCGAUUUGAUUUCUUUCGCAAUGCAAGUUGCAAAUGGAAUGGAAUACCUGUCAUCAAUACCGGUGAGUAAGUAA